CCUGAGUGUCCGCUUUUAGGUAAACUUGAGGUCAUUCUCAAGGCUCAAGUUGUACGAAGACAGCCACUUUCAUCUUAUACCGAAGUACCCGUCAAGCCUUUCUUUUUUUCGGAGCACGGCACAUAAGGAGCGCAUUUAUCACUCGUGCGUAUUGACGCCUAUGAGAGGGAUCUCCGUGCUCGUUGGAACCGACUAGGAUUUCGGCAGUUGAUAUCUCAGGUAGAGUUCGAGCUAGAAGUCCUGGAGGCCGUGUCUACGAUUCUCACAUGGUCAACGGUGUUCUGUCCCAUUGCCUAGGCGCGACCUGAGUCCCCGUCGCGUUGGCAUCGACCUUUGAUAUUGUCCAAAAUGCCUAUCGUUAAUGGACAAAAAAUGGCUUGCGAGCCAUGCAUACGAGGCCACCGUUCGACGAAGUGCGCUCAUGGAGGAGACCGUAUGCUAGUGCCCGUUCGCAAGCCUGGUCGACCGCUUAGUACGUGUCCUCAUCCGCCAGGCAAGAGCUGCCAGUGCCGCAGUGUGACGGCUGCGAUCCCGAAAGGAGGAACGUGCCGUUGUGGUAGCUCCCAAGGAGCCAAGAGCAAUGGAACCCCAACUCUGGUAAAAGCCGAACCACCAGACAAUGCACCGUUGUCUCCUACAAAACAAGCAUCAUUUCGAGUACAGAAGCCGACGCCAAAGCCGAGUCGAAAGCAGUCUUCGGAUGCGUCUGCGGCAUUACAGCGCAUGGACUCAAACAAUCUGAAUCUACAGAAUGGUGCAAAUGAAUAUCUGGCGUCUAGCACAAACGGAGUGGCCUCAUCUAACUGGGGAAGUUUCGUUUCGCCUUUGCAGAACGGAGCUAACCCAUAUUCGACGUAUCCAUCGAUGACCUCUCGUCUCGAAGGAGCUUUGGACUCAUCAGUUGUCCACAUGAACGGUGGUCUUGACAUAGUACCAAACCUAUCUUCUGGGAAUGGCAUAUCGGACCAUUCUACAGUUAGUUCAGGUACACUCACGCCUGGUACAUCGGAUUCCCCCUAUCAUACGCCGACGUCCAGUAACGGAGAGCCGUCUCAGGAAUUAUCAUUGGAGACGCCCGGUAGUUGUUGCUCCCAGCGAACACAACAACCCCCGCAAGUGCCGAACCGGAUGCAGUUCCAAGGUCAGCAGCUGCAGAGCGGUCCUCGAGAGUCGCCGAAUAUGAUGGGGUACGCACCUCAAGUCCCAUUGGGUAACGGACAUAUGAUGGAGCAAGUUUCCGCUCAGGUCAGCGUGAACCAGCAGCUAUACCCCGUCAAUCAUUAUACACAACCGGAACUUUACUCGGACCAUUUGUCGUUCGGAACUCCACAGCUGCCUCUCCAGCAGGCUCAGUGGGAGCAGUUGAUGGCAAAUUUUUUGCCUCAGUCGGGGUCAAACGGAGGACCCAGUUAUACGAAUCACGUAUGCGACUGCGGCCCUGGGUGCGAAUGUCUCGGAUGCGCAUCUCAUCCAUACAACCAGGUUAGCAUUCAAUAUGUUCGGGAAGCCAUGGCUUUACAAGAAAGCUUGGGGAAUGCCAAUAUAGACACCCCAACCCCGAUAGCUGAUCCGCCGCUGGCAGUGGGUGAAGCAUCGCCACCACCCAGCCACAGUCCAGCUGAGACAGACUCCCCGGGUGCAAAUGAGCUCAAUCUUUCACCCAGCGAAUUUUUGUUUGUGGACUAUGGUAGUGGUAUGUGUGGUUGUGGAGAUGAUUGUGCGUGCGUUAAUUGCUUGAUUCACCGCGACCCCUUAGAUCACAAGAUGGCCGGACAUGGUAUUGGUGGACUUCAUGAUAAGACGCCAAACUGACAGAGGCAUAACCUGGUGUUCGAAUACAUAACACCUCUUCCUGGAGCUAUAGAUCGAUGAAGCGAGUGGAGAAUAUCCUUGAGGAUAAUUGCUGAGACGCCCAACAAUCAAGCUUUGAAACACAUAUAGCUGAGCGGAUA
Messenger RNA from Annulohypoxylon truncatum, 1952 nucleotides. RefSeq lists its product as uncharacterized. The coding region runs from base 349 to 1812 and encodes 487 amino acids. Gene Ontology annotation, biological process: intracellular copper ion homeostasis; intracellular iron ion homeostasis; positive regulation of transcription by RNA polymerase II. The transcript has 2 exons. Gene Ontology annotation, molecular function: DNA-binding transcription factor activity, RNA polymerase II-specific; copper ion binding; RNA polymerase II cis-regulatory region sequence-specific DNA binding. NCBI's taxonomy places the organism in Eukaryota, Fungi, Ascomycota, Sordariomycetes, Xylariales, Hypoxylaceae. Gene Ontology annotation, cellular component: nucleus. The record is from RefSeq and is a predicted model, not a curated record.